This is a messenger RNA of Lytechinus variegatus (green sea urchin), 2859 nucleotides long. It is a transcript of the gene cwf19l2, whose product is annotated as CWF19-like protein 2. Gene Ontology annotation, biological process: mRNA splicing, via spliceosome. The record is from RefSeq and is a predicted model, not a curated record. Gene Ontology annotation, cellular component: post-mRNA release spliceosomal complex. The coding region runs from base 106 to 2796 and encodes 896 amino acids. The transcript has 13 exons. Lineage: Eukaryota; Metazoa; Echinodermata; Echinoidea; Temnopleuroida; Toxopneustidae.
CAUCUUCAAAGAUUAUGUCGAACCUUUGUCAUCGUCAUAAUGUUGACAAAUAAUGCCGUAGAGGGCAUAAUCAUCUUUCCUUGAUGAACUUGAUUGAAUUUAAAAAUGAAGAGCAAAAAGCAUAAGAAAGAGAAAAAGAAGAAACACAAGAAAGAGAAACACAAAAAGAGAAAUGAGACUUCUUCCGAGGAGAGUUCUGAGCCUGAGAUGGAAUGGGUCGAGUCGACUUCCUCCUCCCACCAACCCCCCAAAGCCCCAUCUCCCGAUCCUGUCUCUAUCACUCCAAGCGAGAAAGAGAGAGAUGAUCCUUUAUCACAGGGGGAAGGAAAUUGGUUAGAGAGUCCGUUCCUGACUGCUGCAACGUCUUUGGCUGAUAUCCGCAAGAAGAAAAAUGCAGAGAAAGAGAAGGAAAGAGAAAAGGCACAGAACCUUGCUGAUGCUGAUUAUUCUGCCAGAGAGCUGAAUCCAUACUGGAAGGAUGGGGGUACAGGUUUACCAGAGGAGCGGGACACCUCUCGGCAUCAAGCACCUCAGCCAGCCAGGAAGGUGGGACACGGGGUUGACGGAGGUGUCAGCUGGCUUAAGAAGUCUUACCAGAGGGCAGUCGAGCAGGCCAGGGAGAGUGGUAGACCAGUAGAUGAGGUGGUGGCUGAAAGGUGGGGGUCUGUUGCAGAAUAUGAGAGACUCCUUGCCGAGGCAGUGGAAGCAAGCGGUGGACAUUCUAGAGGACCACCACCAGGAUGGAGAAAGAGAAGGGAUGAUGAUGGGGAUGGCAGACGAAGAGAAGGAGGAAGGAGAGAUGAUGAGAGGGAUCGAAGGAAAGAUGACAGAGGAGGGAGGAAUAGAGAGGACAGAUAUGAAUCUAGGGAUAAAUUCCAGAGGUAUGACUCUGAUUCCAGGAGAGACAUAUCCAGUAGAGCCUUCAAGAAGCCUGGAGAUGACGGUGAUAGUUUGCGAUCAAAAUUCCAAAGGCCCGGGGAUGAAGGUGGUAGGAGAGACGAUAGGCAUGGAUCACGUUCAUCGUAUGAUAAAGGAUCAUCGUCAAGGGAACGUAGCAGGAAUGAUGAUUUACCAAGUUGGAGAAAGACUGGGUUUAAGAAACCAGGAGAGGAUGAAGAUGAUUCUUCAACUCAUUCAAGAUCCUCCUCCUCCAGAAUGAAACCUCCACCAGCAUCAAGUUCCUCCAGUGGGGGUUGGAGGAAGCAGGGAUUUAAGAGACCUGAUGAUGAAAGGGAAGGUGCUAGAUCAAGCCCCUCCUCAUCCGGAGGAUGGCGGAAGUCAAGCAGCUACGGACCUGAGAAGGAUGAUAGGCACUUAUCAUCCAAAGACCACUCCUCCUCAUCCGCUGCAUCACAGCUACCUUCGUUAUUAUCUGCAUCUUCUAAGAGGUCUCGGAGAAGAAGUGAUAGUGAUGAAGAGAAGAGUGAUGAUGUAGGUUCAUCUGGAUCCUCAUCUCCUGAUUCUAGUGAAGGAGAUGCUGGAGGAGGGGACAAGGAUAAAGAGAGGAGUCCGAGCCCAGUCAAGAUUUUAUCAGAUAUUGAGAUGAACCAGCUUGGAGCUAAACUCGUUAAAGCAGAGAUCAUGGGCAAUGAGGCCCUUGCUCAGAAACUGAAAGCAGAAAUUGAGAAUGCUCGUCAGGCCAGGGUUGCCCAUAAGACAAAACAAUUGGAGAGUAAGGAAAAAGAGAAACCUCCUUCAAAGAAGACUGGUAAGAGGUCACAUGAAGAAAGAGAAGAAGUCAUCUUGACCAGAACUGACCAUAGUGGACAGAGCUGGCCGCUGGCCGAGCAAACAGCUCCCCCUACAGGUGGAAAGAAGAUGAAGAAAAAGAAUAUUGUAACCCAUGACAAGGGAGGGGAGAGGGAGAGAUACUUUGCAGAUGAUGAUGAUGUUGACUUGGAGACAAUGGUGAGAAGAGAAAAGAUGGGAUCUUCUGAUGAUCAUAACAGACUUCUCAACAAAGUAGCUAGCAAGAAACUAGCGCUGCUGGAUUCGGAGUUUAACACCCUGGAUGAGAUGUUUGUCUCAUCAGCAGCAAAGGCCGAGUCCAAGUCAAAGGUGGAGGAACGUGAAAGGUCAAAGGCCAUCGCUGACCAUCAGCAUACCAUGUCCAGACUGUCCAAGUGUCCUUUCUGUCUUGAAAGUGAAGAGAUGAAGAAGCAUUUGAUUGUAGCACUCGGGUUAAAGGUGUAUCUGUGUGUGCCACAGACAAGGUGUAUUUCCGAAGGACAGUGCUAUAUUGUUCCAAUGCAACAUACGGUAGCUAGUACAGCAUUGGAUGAGGAUGUCUGGGCUGAAAUACAGGUGUUCCGGAAGGGUUUAACAAGGAUGUUUGAGGACCAUGAGAUGGAUGUGGUGUUUCUUGAGACCUGUAUGAAUCCUAAGAAGCAGAGGCAUAUGUGUAUUGAAUGUCUUACCAUCCCUAGAGAGCUCGGAGAAAUGGCACCUAUCUACUUCAAGAAAGCUAUACAGGAAUCUGAGUCAGAGUGGACACAGAACAAGAAGCUGAUCGACACCAGACAGAAAGACAUUCGUAGAUCUGUCCCUAGGGGGUUUCCCUUCUUCAGUGUUGAUUUUGGUCUCGAUGGCGGAUUUGCCCAUGUCAUUGAAGAUGAACUAGUCUUCCCUCAUUACUUUGGAAAGGAAGUGAUUGGAGGCCUUCUUGAUGUUGAACCUCGUCUCUGGAGACACCCGCCCAAGGAGAACUUUCAGGACCAGAGUAAACGAGUCCUGGAACUUAGUCAAUGGUGGAAACCAUUUGAUUGGACUAAGAAAAUUGAUAGGGAGAAGAGUUGAAGACCAGCAGGUUAAAGCCUAGGAACCCUGCCAUUGGACUAGGAAAAUUGAUGGGGAGAAGAG